Molecule: messenger RNA, 4595 nt
Organism: Saccoglossus kowalevskii
Lineage: Eukaryota; Metazoa; Hemichordata; Enteropneusta; Harrimaniidae
Product: endoplasmic reticulum resident protein 44-like
Biological process (GO): protein folding
Cellular component (GO): endoplasmic reticulum membrane; endoplasmic reticulum-Golgi intermediate compartment
Molecular function (GO): protein disulfide isomerase activity
Source: RefSeq, a predicted model, not a curated record
UAGACGCGACAGCAGUGUGGGCUUUUUCUGCGUGUUUUGGUGGCAGCUUGCACCGACAUUUAUUUUCACUUGCGUGCCUGUGACAAAUACAAUUAUCGAAAUGAUAACCCUGACAAUGGGUUCCCAUUGGAUUGCAGCCACGAUCUUCUUGUUGACUUACUCCCAGACAUGUAGCAGUGGUUCCUACCCAAAUGUGGUAUCAUUGAACAAGCAAAACUUUGAUUCUAUCAUCAAUCAUAACUCUGUGGUCUUUGUCAACUUUUAUGCUGAUUGGUGUCGUUUUAGUCAGAUGUUAAAACCAGUCUUUGGUGAUGCAGCUGAAGUUCUCAGAAAAGAAUUCCCACAGCCCGGUGAAGUCUUGUUUGCUGAGUUGGAUUGUGAUACUAAUGGUGAAAUUGCUGCAAAAUAUCACAUAUCAAAAUACCCUACCUUGAAGCUAUUUCGUAAUGGUCGUGUAGCUAAACGUGAAUACAGGGGUCAAAGGUCACGUGAUGCGUUUCAGACGUAUAUUAGAAAUCAAGUAAAGGAUCCUAUCAACAGAUUAUCUGAGCUAUCUGAUAUAACCACCAAAAUUGAUGAAAAGAAAAGAAAUGUUAUUGCUUUUUUCAACUCUGAAACUUCAGCUGAUUAUGUGACAUUCAAAAAAGUUGCCAGCUCACUUCGAGAUGAUUGUGUUUUCUAUGCUGGUAUUGGUGAUGCAUUUCGUCCUGAGAUGACAGCUGGUAAUAAUAUUAUGUUCAGGCCACCUAGAACAAAAGACCAAGAUAUGUUGUAUCUUGGUUCACUUACCAAUUUUGACUUGCUUCUUACCUGGUCAUAUGACAAGUGUGUUCCCUUAGUCAGAGAAAUUACGUUUGAAAAUGGGGAGGAAUUGACUGAGGAAGGCUUACCAUUUGUUAUUUUAUUCCACAAACCAGAUGAUGUUGAGAUAAUACAAACUUUCAACCAGGUUGUGGCAAGGGAGCUUAUACAUGAGAAAGGUAGCGUCAAUUUCUUGACAGCUGAUGGGUCAAAGUUCACUCACCCGCUACAUCAUCUCGGUAAAACAGUGAAAGACCUUCCUUUAUUAUCAAUUGACAGUUUUAAACAUAUGUACCUGUUUCCAGAUAUCACACAGCUUGGCGUAUCUGGCAAGUUAAAACAGUUUAUUGCUGAUUUGCAUUCUGGAAAACUUCAUCGAGAAUUUCAUCAUGGUCCGGACCCGACUAAGUCUCCUGUCAUACAAGGAGGAGUGGGCCUUCCUGAUAAGACCACCACUAAAGAAGUAAAGAAGGAAGAACCUUCAGUGCCGCCAGAAAGUUCGUUUGUAAAGCUCAAGCCAAGUGAAAAUCGCUACACUAUACUCAGGGAUGAAUUGUAAAGAUUCAUGGCAGUGUCAAAUUAAAGAGAACAAGAUAAUUCAACUGCUCUAUUUUCUUUUCUUUUGAAAAUUACUGUGACUUGCAUAACCUUGAAGUAUUGAGAAAUGCUGUAAUUACAAAGGUUACUACCGGUAGUCUCUUUGCGUUCUCUGUCGUAGUACAAGUACAUGUAUUAACCCUAAUCCUGCCAGCCCUAUGUAAUUUUACAUUGACUUGACUAGAUAAGGUUUAAUCAUGGUCAUCUGUACUGGUAUACCUGGGGUAAUACAAAUGUAUAAGGGUAGAGUAUUUGGAAGUGCCCAAUAAUCUUCUUUUCAAAUGAUCCAGUUUUUACUGGCGCUCGCUAGUAAUGCUAAUGAGGUGACUUACCAGCAUAAAAAAAAUGUGAGAAGGUUUAAAAAGAUUUUGUGCUUCUGAACACACCCUAGGUGUGCUAAUAAAGUCACGGGUCUGUGAAAUGAUUCUCAAAAUUUAUCAUACAGGGUAGGAUGGUCGAUUCUUCUGAUUUAUGAUAAUUAACUAAUUUGGUCUUUCAAGACAAUCGCUAAUGCAGCAUGUCUGAUCUGUAAACAACAACUAUUGUGGCCUUUCCAGGUGUUCACUUCAUUCUACUGUUUACUUAUCAGUAAUAAAUGGAAGUAGUGUGUAGAAGCUGUUGUACAAGUUUUGUACAAAGCUUGAAAUUCACAGAGACAUCAAAGGCCAAUAUACCAAUUUUCCCCAUAUUAUUUCUAUAUACUGUGGAAUACUUUAUUUGCGCUGGAAUUUAUUUUCGCUGAUUGUUGAUGAGUUUAAUGUGAAAUAUAGGAAAAAAAGUAUAUUCGCUGGAUUUUAUUUUCACAGAAUCAUCCCUUCAGCGAAAAUAGCAAAAAUUAAUUCCAAGUGAAAAUAAAGUAUUCUACAGUACUAAGACAAUUUUAUCUUGAAACUGGGUGAUUUUUCAACUCAUGCCUUGUCUGUAUGGUUGAAUAUACUUUCCUUUCUUUAUUUAUGUAUACACAAUAAAAGACCUUUGAAUGAUUUUUUUGUAGGUUUCCACAAAAAAAAAAAGAUGUGAAUAGAUUUCUUAAGGUAGCCGAAGCAAUUCAAGUUUUUCAAGAUUUUAAAUAUAUUAGUAUUUAGAAAAGGGAUUGAGUCUUUUAUAAAAAAAAAACAAUUACUGGUGCAAAUAUUUUGAUAUCAUUAUCAGCGAUGUAUUGCAUUUGUGUACCUGCCAACUGCCAUCAAGCCUUGUAUCCAGCCACCCACACCCCCCCCCCACCCCAAUAUUACUAACAUUACCGAUAAUUAUAAAUUAUAAUGGAUUAAUUCCAUAUAUCACAUCUACUUCGUUAGAAGUGCAUUUCUAAAAGAAGCACAUAUAACACAACUAUUGUAUUUUCUGGUAUUGUAUACAGGAUCAUUAAAAUUUGAAUAUUUUAUAUUUUAACCAUACCUUUGUCACUUGCCUGAGCGUUUGCACUUCUAAUAAGUAAACAUAAAAUAGUUGGUAGGUAUACAUUUAGUAUAGCAAUAUUUGGUGAUUUAUGAAAAGAUAUUUUGUAAUUAUGGUUUAAACCCAACAUUCAAAUGAUUGUUAUUGUAAUAUUGUUAUCAAUAUAUCAGGUGCCAUUCUCAGUUGGCCUAGGUAGUCAUUUAAGACUUGUCUUGUACCUAGGCAGCCUUUUUCAGCCCUGAGUGAGAAUAUUCAUUAUUUGUAGUUUCUUCUGCAGCAAGUUUAUUGUACAUUAUGUGUAUAUCUGGUAUUGACAAAUUUAAUCUAAGAUGAUUGGUGGUUCAUUGAAUUUGAUGCAUUACCAUUGGCUAUAAUCAAUCACAUGAUUUACCUCUAACCUUUGAAUGGCGAUGUAAGAUUUCUAGUCUAGUGAGUACCAUCGUGUUGAUUUCAGCAUUUGAAUUAAAGUGCUAGUCAUUGCUUCACAUUGUUUUUUAAAUUGGUUUUCCAUGCAACAAGUGGACAACAUUGUUUACUUGAAACUAGCCAAUGUUGACGAAAUCAUUUUAAACACAAGUCUUGCUGAUGUCAUUGUUUUCUCAUGUACUGUGUUCAUACCUACCAUGUUGUGGGUCAUUCACCUGCAGUUAUGCAUUAAUUGUAUAUCCUCUUUGUGUUUCAUCACUGCUCAAGCAUUUCAAAUAUUACUGUAUAUGCUCUAUUAAAAGCACACUCAAACGUAAAUUACGUUCAUUGAGUACUGUAUGUUAAAAUACAAGUUAUUUUGGCUAAAAACACACCUAUGAUAUGUAUGUUAGCUUAUGUGCUUCUAAUAUCGCAAAUAUGGUAUAGAAUUGUUGGUAACUGUGUUCAUAUGGCCUGUCAAGUCAGAGUUUCCUCACUUGCAGUGGUAUGGAUGUACGCAAUUGAUUCAGCAUUAAUAAAACACUUAAAACUUAAUGAUAUUCUCAAAGGUCUUUAAACAUUUGUACCAAGCUUUCAACCUGAUAUUUUACACCUGUUGACUUGCAGGUUAAAUUUUUUUUCCUGGGUUUCACUUUCACUUUUUCCAAUUAUGUAUAUAUAUAUAUUAAAACUUACUUGUACACAAGGAUACAUGUAUCUUAUGGAAUGGAACUAUACUUCAUAGAUUAUUUCACCUACCGUGUUUCAAAGGAUACCAGCACGACUCCGUAGUGCAAAUAAACCUUAUAUUUGGACUAUUUAAGUUUGACAUGGUGGUUCAGCCAAUAUAAUAUGUCAAGUUUCGAAUUGUGACAAGACCAGCACACUACCUGCUGUAAAGACAUUUAUCUACAAUAUAAUCCAUAGGUUUUUCAAAAGCUUUGCUUUCAUUUAUUUUAAUUACCCCACUUUUCUGUUUAAAUACUCUUGUCUCUAUUCAAAUGGCACAAAUGGUAAGAUGGUGUGUUAAUGUACAUUGUUUCUUUUCAGUAGAACACCCAUAUCAAGCUUUCAUUGAAUUAGUAGCACUUAUGUGUUUGUCAAUGAUACAAAUUACUAUGAUUUAUUGAUUUAUACGAUAGUUAUAUUGUAUAAAGUGUUUCCUGAAUAUUACUCGUGUUUCACUUGGAUUAAUGCUAAUAUGCAUUAUCUUGUGUGUGACCUUGGCGGGAGUACUAUGACUGAAAAGUUUUCUCUGUAUAAAUUCUUUAUUUACAAUAACAAAGAUUAUUUAAUCAUAAUCCUAGCAUUUUUUUUGCUAUCAAUGGCAAAUAAUUUGAUGCGUAAUGUAAAUUUAUCUGCUAAUUAUCAGAUUAAAACCUUUUACAUUUAAA